Microstroma glucosiphilum is the source of this 2850-nucleotide messenger RNA. RefSeq lists its product as hypothetical. Bases 57 to 2492 code for a protein of 811 amino acids. Gene Ontology annotation, molecular function: zinc ion binding; metalloendopeptidase activity. The record is from RefSeq and is a predicted model, not a curated record. The transcript is spliced from 2 exons. NCBI's taxonomy places the organism in Eukaryota, Fungi, Basidiomycota, Exobasidiomycetes, Microstromatales, Microstromataceae.
CUCAUUCAUCCACAAGCUACUAUCCUUAUAAAGUGCUCCCACUACCGCCACCCAGCAUGGUCAAACUCACCAGCCUAUCAUGCCUGAUAGGCUUCGUGACCCUCGCAGCCAAUGCAGCACCCUCCGCACAUAUCGCUCCCUCAGCAUCCUCAGAUAAGCAGCUCAGCGCAGGUCGCAAGAUCGUAGAUGCCACUCCUCGUCACUACAAUAGCAAUGUCAAGUCUCACACAUUCGUCGCUUACCCAGACAACAAGAGCAUCGUCACCCGCGGGCUCCAGCCAGCGGAUGCAGCCGUCAAGCUUGCUACCAGCCUGAUAAGCGCAGCCAAGGGAGCGCCCAGCCACCGCUUCGAGGUCAGGGACGACUCCUACUUUGAUGAGUCGCACGGGCUCCACCACAUCUACCUCAAGCAGUCUAUCCACGGACUUCCCAUCCACAAUGGUGGCCUUCAUGCUGUUGUCUCCGAAAAUGGCGAGGUCCUGAGUUAUUCGCACAACCUCUACACUGGGCCGGAGCCAGAGCUGCCCAGCAAUGCUGCUCCCCUGAGCACCUGUCAAGGCGCAGUCGCUGGCAAGCGCUCGCAGAUGACCUUCACUGCGCCGACCGUCAACAGCGUGCUCAGCGCUGAUGCCGCCCUCUAUGGCUUCAUGGCUGUCGCGAGCCCAGACCCAACUAUGUCAUUUGCCUUCUCGGAGGUAGCGCAGGCCAGCCACAAGGCAUCGUAUCUGUCGUCGCCCAUCGAUGCCAUUCGGUCUCACAAGAUCUCUGGCGUCCCCACCACGACUGGAGACAUCGCAGCCAGCUUCGCUUACGUCCUUGACAGCAACGAUUGCCUGUUACUGACUCAUCGCUUCGAAGUUCCCAUGGAGGACAACUGGUACGAGACCUAUAUUGACGCCCUGAGUGGCGAGGUUCGUACGGUAGUCGACUGGGUGUCCCCUGGAAGCGCCAGCAAAUUCUCACUCGCCCGCCCAGACUUUUCUUCUUACGGGGCUCCUAUCGUCAGCAAAGUAGAGCAAGGAUUGAGGGCUGCCUUUGACAGCGUGCUGCACGUAGCCGAUGAGGUCGUCGCCCAGCUCACUGCUCCCUCUGACGAGGAAGAAGAGACAAAGGAGCCCAGCUACCGCGUCUUCCAGUGGGGUGAGAAUGAUCCUUCUGAAGGCAAACGAAGUUACGAGAGCGCUCGCCACGAUCCCGAGGUAUCGCCCUUUGGUUGGCACGCCUUCCCUUCUAGUCGCAAGCCAUUUGACGUCUCUAGCGACAAGGGUAUCUACAAGGAUGGCAACCUGACCAAGUUCAAGGACACCCGUGGCAACAACGUCUUUGUGUCGUGGGGCGGAAAGUCUAGCGAUGACGCUUGGUCUCUGACCCUCCCUCGACCGCAGGGUGAGGUGAUCAACGGAUCGCGCCACUUUGGCUACCCAUACCCCUGGCGCAAGUUUGACCUCGCCCACGAACCCCUCGACCCCAAGAACUACUCCCUGGCCAGUCAGACGCAGCUCUUCUACACCAUCAACGAAUACCACGACCUCCUUCACCACUACGGAUUCGAUGGCGCUGCCGGCAACGGAGAAGAGUACUCCGAAAAGGGCAAAGAUGGAGAUGCGAUCAUUGCCUUUGCUCAGUCUGCAGCUGGUCUGAACAAUGCUGACAUGGCCACUCCUCCCGAUGGGUACAGAGGACGCAUGAGGAUGUACUCCUGGUCGGGUCAACCUAUGCGUGACGGCUCGUUCGAGAGUGGUAUUGUCCUGCACGAGUACACCCACUUCGUAUCGACCCGUUUGACCGGAGGCCCGUCGGACUCUUCUUGCUUGGGCUAUGGAGAAGCUGGUGGCAUGGGCGAGGGAUGGGGCGACAUCAUCGCCACCAUGGCCCGAGAUCGCAACGGCUCGACUCUAGCCUUUAGCAUGGGUGAAUGGGCCAGCAACCACACUGGCGGUAUCAGGCGAUGGCCAUACUCCCGCAACAUCACCCUCGACCCCGACACCUACGAGACUCUGAACAAGCCAGGCUACUGGGCAGUCCACCAGAUCGGAUCCGUCUGGGCCACCAUUGUCCUCGAUGUGGUCGACCAUGCCAUGGAGGAGCUGGGCUUCACCGCCGACCUCUUCCCUCCUGCCAAGGAUGCCUCCAAGGAAGCCCACCACAAGUUCUACCUCUCGGAAGAAGAGUUGAGCUCGCUCCCCGGUGUCAAGCCGCGCAAGUCCAAGAAGCCCGUACCUCGCCACGGCAACACGCUACUGCUUCAGCUGCUCAUUGACGGCAUGAAGCUCCAACCUUGUCGACCGGACUUCCUCGCUGCGAGGGAUGCCAUAAUAAAAGCCGAUGAGAUCCUCUCGGGUGGAGCUAACGAGUGCUUGUUGAAACACGCCUUCGCCAAGCGCGGGCUCGGUGCGGAUGCACGCGUCAUUGGCUCCACUCCUUGGGGUGGAGGCAUUAGGACGAAUGGACACGAGGUCCCGUCCUACUGUAAUGGCACCCAUCACAAGUAGAUAGAGGGGAAAGCCCUGAGAGCAUGACGUGUACAAGUAAUGGUUCCAUGCCUACCAUGCUUUCCAUGCUUUCCAUGCUUACUAUGCACAACUGCGCAUUGUCCACCCUGCGCGUAUCUAUGACGUGUCAAGCCCAUUAGAUCUAGAUUCAUUCUGUAACAGUGUCAUGUCCUACCAUGCGAGUAUGUAUGGCUGUAUGAUCGUCAAGAUGCCUAGGUCUACCAUGCUACAUUGCGCAUUGCUCGCCAUGCGCGUAUCUAUGGGACGUCGAUCGUGCUGCGUCUACCCUGUCAUAUUCUGUACUGUCCACCCUGCACUCAAUCCAAAUUGUCUCGAAACCUCAUUCCUCCUGUGACUG